Messenger RNA from Leopardus geoffroyi (Geoffroy's cat), 1634 nucleotides. It is a transcript of the gene ACADSB, whose product is annotated as acyl-CoA dehydrogenase short/branched chain. NCBI's taxonomy places the organism in Eukaryota, Metazoa, Chordata, Mammalia, Carnivora, Felidae. Gene Ontology annotation, cellular component: mitochondrion. The record is from RefSeq and is a predicted model, not a curated record. Gene Ontology annotation, molecular function: acyl-CoA dehydrogenase activity; flavin adenine dinucleotide binding. The transcript has 11 exons. The coding region runs from base 244 to 1542 and encodes 432 amino acids.
CUUCCCGCCCCACAGCCUUGUCGAAGUCUCGCGUGAGCAGGGCUUAUGGCAAAGGCGGAGAGGGAGCUGUGUGUCUCUCUUGAGGUUCCGUAGGCACCAGGGGGCGGGGCCAGGGAGGUGUGCUGGGGUGGGGGCGGGGCCUGACCCCGCCCUCAGGCCCCGCCCCUAAGCGCCGGCCCUGGGCCCGGAGGCGCUGAGAAAGGACUUCGCUGGAUUGGCACAGUCGCAUCUCCUGCAACACCCAUGGAGGGAGCCGCGGUUUGGCUGCUGCGCGGAAGCGCGCUGCUAAGAAGACAUGUCCCAACUUGCCUGUCUUCUUGGAAAACUCCUCCCCGUGUCCUGAAAUCUUCCCAAUCAGCAGCUCUGCUCGGUGUAACGGAUCAUGGGCCAUCCUGCGCCCCUCUGCAGAUGUUUACAGAGGAGGAGAUGAUGAUUAAGAACACAGUUAAAAAAUUUGCCCAGGAACAGAUUGCUCCUCUGGUUUCAACGAUGGAUGAAAAUUCAAAAAUGGAGGAAUCAGUAAUACAAGCAUUAUUUCAGCAAGGGUUGAUGGGUAUUGAAAUUGAAACAAAAUAUGGAGGAACAGGAGCUUCCUUUUUUUCCUCUAUCCUAGCGAUAGAGGAAUUAGCCAAAGUUGAUGCAUCUGUGGCUUUGGUGUGUGACCUCCAGAACACUGUCAUUAACAAUCUGAUUAGAAAACAUGGAACAGAAGAACAAAAGGCUACCUAUUUGACCGAGCUUGCGACAGAGAAAAUAGGAAGUUUCUGCCUUUCAGAGGCUGGAGCAGGGAGCGAUGCAUUUGCUUUGAAGACCAGAGCUGAUAAAAAGGGAAAUUAUUAUGUCAUCAAUGGGUCAAAGAUGUGGAUCACCAAUGCUGAGUAUGCGGGGCUCUUCCUGGUGAUGGCAAACAUAAAUUCUGACCUUGGGUAUAAAGGAAUUACCUGCUUCUUAGUGGAUCGCGAUACUGAAGGCCUUCACAUAGGGAAAGCAGAAAACAAAAUGGGGUUGAGAGCUUCUUCCACCUGCCCAUUAACGUUUGAAAACGUCAAGGUUCCAGAAACCAACAUCCUGGGACAAAUUGGACAUGGCUAUAAGUAUGCCAUAGGGAGUCUUAAUGAAGGCAGAAUAGGAAUUGCUGCACAGAUGCUGGGAUUGGCUCAAGGCUGCUUUGACCACACUAUCCCAUAUAUAAAGGAAAGGAUACAAUUUGGCAAAAGGAUAUUCGAUUUUCAGGGGCUCCAACACCAAGUGGCUCAGGUGGCCACCCAGCUGGAGGCUGCGAGAUUGCUAAUAUACAACACUGCUAGGCUUUUAGAAAGUGGAAAGUCAUUCAUAAAAGAAGCGUCCAUGGCCAAAUACUAUGCAUCAGAGAUUGCAGGCCUCACAACCAGUAAGUGUAUCGAGUGGAUGGGAGGAGUCGGCUACACCAAAGAUUUCCCUGUGGAAAAAUACUUCCGAGAUGCAAAAGUUGGCACAAUAUACGAAGGAGCUUCAAAUAUCCAGCUCAACACCAUCGCAAAGUGCAUUGACACAGAAUACUGACGUCCACAGGGACGGGCCUCUCCCCCUUGUCGCUGGUAUAAAAGUCUAAACUAUCGUGCCUUUUUGUGGAAGUAAACCUCCAUGGCAUUGAA